Messenger RNA from Sphaeroforma arctica JP610, 1389 nucleotides. RefSeq lists its product as hypothetical. Gene Ontology annotation, biological process: activation of GTPase activity; nucleocytoplasmic transport. NCBI's taxonomy places the organism in Eukaryota, Ichthyosporea, Ichthyophonida. Gene Ontology annotation, molecular function: small GTPase binding; GTPase activator activity. Gene Ontology annotation, cellular component: nucleus; perinuclear region of cytoplasm; cytosol. The transcript is spliced from 6 exons. The record is from RefSeq and is a predicted model, not a curated record. Bases 79 to 1137 code for a protein of 352 amino acids.
CCCAUGCUUGCUUGUGUAUUAUAAAGAGGAACAACUAAGUGAAUAAUAAAUCAUAGAAUACAUUGCAAUUUAAACACAAUGGCAGACGAGAGUGACCCCGGCUUUUGUUACUCAGUCGAUACAUUCGGUAAAAAGUUAGACUUCAAGAAAGAUGAGGACGUACAGAAAGUAGUCGAGGAAAUCAAAGCGUGUAAGAAUUUGACUUCAAUACGGCUCAGCAACACAAGUGUGAGCAUAGAGGCCGCCAAGGCAAUUGCGGAUGCCAUAGCAGAACACUACGAAAUAGAAAUUGCGAACUUCAGUGAUUGCUUCACCGGCCGGUUACUAACGGAAAUACCACAAGCUGUCGCAAGUUUUGGAGAAGCGCUAAUGAACAAGCAAAACCUCAAAGUGAUCGAUUUCAGCGACAACGCCUUUGGCCCCGUUGGCGCCAGAGCUGUGCACAAACUGAUCUCUCACAACAUAAACUUAGAGGAACUACGCUUCGUCAAUAAUGGGCUGGGCACUCAGGGUGGUCAGAUGAUGGCUUCCGCUAUAGAAACAGCAUGCGACAAUGCGGAGGAGGCUGGCAGAGAUUACGGAUUGAAAACGUUCAAAGCAGGCCGCAACCGUUUGGAAGAUUUGGCGGCAACGGAGCUGGCGGAAUCAUUCAAGAUGUGCCCCCACUUGAAGGAAGUGGCGAUGCCACAAAACGGCACCACCAAGGUCGGCUUUGUGGCUCUAUUCGCAGCGUUUGCGGGGAAAGAUAUGGAAAUCAUAAACAUGAACGACAACACAGCCACUGAAGUGGGGGCGAAGGCUGUAGCCGAAGCUAUCCGAACGAUGAAGAAUCUGCAGAAGAUUGACUUGGGCGAUUGUAUGUUGCGGGAAGAGGGGUGCAUAGCUGUGUGCGAAGCAAUCCAACAGAGUGGGAACACGGGCUUAAAGUCUAUCGAUAUGGCCUUCGCAGAUAUCGAAGAAGAACAAGCCGAGAAUGUUGCAGAUGCCAUGGCACUUAUGCUGAGAACACAGACAGAAUUAGAAUCCUUCCGCAUCUCUGGGAAUGAAAUGGAAGAUGAUGAAGUGCUAGAGCGCCUAUAUGCAGUGCUGGAUACUACGGUUGGCCGGGAAGUACUGGUAUAUGAAGAUGAAGAGUGAGAUAAGCAGGAGAUGUGGUAAAGCAAAAUAAUAUAAAAUAAAUUUUUACGGAUGUAGACAAUGAACUUUUUAUUUUUCGCGGUCAUAUAGUGAUGGGAAUGGGAGAUAAGGGAGUGCUAGAGCGUCUCUAUGCAGUGCUGGAUGCUACGGUAGGCCGGGAUGAUCUGGUGGUAUAUGUAAGUGAUGAAUGAGAUACAAAUGUAGUAGGUGUGAUGCACAAUAUAAUUAAAAAAAUGCUAAUGGUAUUUUGGG